CCUCCGCCCCCUCCCGAAGCCGAAAUCCCCCAAUUCCCCUCUCUCUCUCCCCUCUCCCCAUCGCCCCCCUCCCGCACCCGAGCGCGAGAGAAUCCGAGGAGAGGAGCGGCGCAAGGAGGCGGAGAUGGAGUCGGAUCAGGGCAAGCUCUUCAUCGGCGGCAUCUCCUGGGAGACGACGGAGGAGAAGCUGCAGGAGCACUUCUCCAACUUCGGCGAGGUCUCCCAGGCCGCCGUCAUGCGCGACAAGCUCACCGGCCGCCCGCGGGGCUUCGGCUUCGUAGUCUACGCCGACCCCGCCGCCGUCGACGCCGCCCUCCAGGAGCCCCACACCCUCGACGGCCGCACGGUCGAUGUGAAGCGGGCGCUCUCGCGGGAGGAGCAGCAGGCUACCAAGGCGGUGAACCCUAGCGCAGGAAGGAACGCUGGAGGUGGAGGGGGUGGCGGCGGCGGCGGCGGCGAUGCCGGUGGUGCUAGGACAAAGAAGAUCUUUGUGGGCGGGCUGCCCUCCAGUCUGACAGAUGAGGAGUUCCGGCAGUACUUCCAGACCUUCGGAGCUGUCACUGAUGUUGUGGUGAUGUAUGACCAGACAACACAGCGCCCCCGGGGCUUCGGCUUCAUUACCUUUGACUCGGAGGAUGCGGUUGACCGUGUGCUGCACAAAACCUUCCACGAUCUUGGAGGGAAGAUGGUAGAGGUGAAGCGUGCUCUGCCUCGAGAGGCGAAUCCUGGCUCGGGCGGCGGCGGACGUUCUAUGGGAGGUGGGGGUUUUCAUAGUAACAAUGGACCCAACUCCAAUGCUAGCAGCUAUGAUGGCAGAGGCGAUGCUAGCAGAUAUGGGCAGGUGCAGCAAGGCAGUGGUGGCUACCCAGGUUAUGGUGCUGGAGCUUAUGGCAGUGCUCCAACUGGAUAUGGAUAUGGGCACACCAAUCCUGGAACUACAUAUGGAAAUUAUGGGUCUGCAGGGUAUGGAGGUGUUCCUGCUGCGUAUGCUGGGGCUUAUGGCAAUCCAAGUGCUGCUGCUUCCGGUUACCAGGGUGGCCCUCCAGGCGCUAAUAGAGGACCCUGGGGCAGUCAAGCUCCGUCUGGUUAUGGCACUGGGGGUUAUGCUGGCAAUGCAGGCUAUGGUGCAUGGAAUAGCUCUUCUGCUGGUGGGAAUGCACCUACUAGUCAGGCACCUGGUGCAGCUGCAGGUUAUGGGAACCAGGGCUAUGGUUAUGGUGGAUAUGGAGGAGAUGCAUCAUAUGGUAAUCAUGGAGGGUAUGGUGCUUAUGGUGGUCGGGGAGAUGGUGCUGGAAAUCCUGCUACUGGUGCAGCCUCUGGGUAUGGUGCUGCUGGAUAUGGAAGUGGGAAUGGAAACUCUGGAUAUCCAAAUGCGUGGACUGAUCCUUCACAAGGCGGAGGAUUUGGUGGUGCAGUCAAUGGAGCUUCUGAGGGCCAAUCAAAUUAUGGCAGCGGUUAUGGUGGUAUGCAGCCUAGGGUUGCUCAGUAGAAGAGGCUGUUGUAAUGUUCAUGGUGUGAACCAGUGCAUUUGGGCAGCAUAUGUAUUAUUGCAGUAUUCUGGCUUUGCUCUCGUCUUCCUGAAGGCCAUCCAUUCUGCCGGUUAAAUCAGUAUUUCUCCUGGUUGGAAUGCUUGAUCCUUUCGUGGCUUAACUAGAACUUCAGUCAAUAAGUAGCUAUUAUGUCGAGUAGCUGUAUCUUCAUAAUGCUUUAUUUAUGUUUAGCUUAUCCUUCGGUGUGCUUUGUCAUGAGUGGAGUUUCAGGUUGCUUUAUCUCUAGUUUAAAGCUAGAGUAGCUUCACUGCUUAUGGACCAAAUUAUCUAGUUGUAUCUCUAUUCUACAGAAUCAUAUAUUCGUGUUUGACUGUAGUA
Molecule: messenger RNA, 1868 nt
Organism: Aegilops tauschii subsp. strangulata
Lineage: Eukaryota; Viridiplantae; Streptophyta; Magnoliopsida; Poales; Poaceae
Product: heterogeneous nuclear ribonucleoprotein 1
Molecular function (GO): RNA binding
Source: RefSeq, a predicted model, not a curated record